This is a messenger RNA of Caenorhabditis briggsae, 1038 nucleotides long. It is a transcript of the gene Cbr-str-205, whose product is annotated as Protein CBR-STR-205. The coding region runs from base 1 to 1038 and encodes 345 amino acids. The transcript is spliced from 5 exons. The record is from RefSeq and is a predicted model, not a curated record. Gene Ontology annotation, molecular function: G protein-coupled olfactory receptor activity. Lineage: Eukaryota; Metazoa; Nematoda; Chromadorea; Rhabditida; Rhabditidae. Gene Ontology annotation, biological process: G protein-coupled receptor signaling pathway; olfactory behavior.
AUGUUCUCAAUAACUGAAACCAUCCAAGUUGCGGUACAAAAGUCAUGUGCCAGCAUCGCCUUAUUUCUGAACGUUUGCUUGAUUUAUCUGAUCAUCAAUAAAUCUCCUAAAGAAUUGGGUCCAUAUAAAUAUUUGAUGAUUUACAUUUCGAUCCUGGAAGUGAUUUAUGCAGCUAUGGAUUUUUUAGUUUUACCGAUUUUCCACCAUACCGGUUUCACUUUUCUCAUCAUCACUCGCCUUGAAUCCGCGUUCUUCGAUCCACAAAUCCAAUUGAUUCUUUCUGGCGCCUAUUGCGGCCUAUAUGGAAGUUGUAUGGCACUUUUUGGAAUUCACUUUAUCUAUCGUUAUCUUGUUAUCAAGGGGAAUAAAAUGCUAAAGACAUUCCGCUCCUGGAAAAUCCUUUGUUGGUUCUCAAUUCCAAUAAUUUAUGGAGUGAUUUGGGGAUCUAUCGCUGUACUGUUCUGUGGACCUAGAGAUGUUACAAACCGGUUAAUUGAAACGUAUCUUCUCGAGAGUUUGGAUCUGAAACUGAAUAAUAUUGUAUACAUCGGUCCGUAUUUAUUUACUGAAAGUGGUGAGAUGUAUUGGCCAGCAGCAAUCGGACUUUUGGUAGAUAUGGUCAUAAUUAACUCUUCAUUUUUCACUGUCAUCUAUUUUGGUGUAUUGUUAUUCAAAGAAAUCCGAAAGUACACCGUCGACAAUCAGCUCUUAUCAGACAAAAACAAAUCACUUCAAACUCAAUUAUACUAUUCCCUGGUAACACAAACCUUAAUUCCGGUUGUGCUGCUUCAACUCCCCGUUUCCAUUCUACAUACAACCGUAUUCUGCUCCCUCGACUUGGGGGAAUUCAGUAGUUUGGUGUCAAUGACAAUUGCUGUGUAUCCCGCUAUAGAUCCAUUGCCAACUAUGUUUAUUGUGACAAGUUACAGAAGGGCAAUUAUUGAUUUGUUUCAAGGUGUCUGGAAGUUUUUGACAUGCAAAUCAAAGUCAUCAAGAGCGAAAGCAGCGGCAAUGAGUGUGGAGACCACACGGAAUUAA